Peromyscus eremicus (cactus mouse) is the source of this 7421-nucleotide messenger RNA. It is a transcript of the gene Znf827, whose product is annotated as zinc finger protein 827. The record is from RefSeq and is a predicted model, not a curated record. The transcript has 14 exons. Lineage: Eukaryota; Metazoa; Chordata; Mammalia; Rodentia; Cricetidae. Gene Ontology annotation, biological process: regulation of gene expression. Gene Ontology annotation, cellular component: nucleus. The coding region runs from base 192 to 4226 and encodes 1344 amino acids.
AAAAGAAGAAAACCCCUCUUCUGGCUCCAGGAAACAAGCUUCAUCCCAUUGCACACACCGGAGAGAAGGGGUUUCCCCCUGCCCGCCCCCCAGCUACCUCCCCGCUCCUGCCAGUGUCUGCCUGUCUGCCCCCACGGGGGUUUAUUUGAUCUCACAUUAACCGAGGAGGAGAAUGUGAGAAAAGGGGGAAAAUGCCCAGGAGGAAGCAGGAGCAGCCCAAGCGCCUUCCCUCACAUGUUAGUAGGCAGGACGAGGCCGAGGGAGAGUUCAGCGAAGGAGAACACUGGUAUGGGAACUCCUCAGAGACUCCGUCAGAAGCAUCCUAUGGGGAAGUCCAGGAGAACUAUAAACUGUCCCUGGAGGACCGGACCCAAGAGCAGUCCACAUCCCCCGACACCUCCCUGGGCAGCGCUACCCCCAGCAGCCACACGCUGGAGCUGGUGGCACUCGAUGGUGAGGUCCUUCGAGACGCGCUGCAGUGUCAAGACCAUCUUUCGCCUGGAGUGUCUUCUGUGUGUGACGAUGACCCACCUAGUUCCAAUAAACCUCUGAGCAGCAACUUGCGGCGGCUGCUGGAGGCCGGGUCCCUUAAACUCGAUGCCACGGCCAAUGGCAGGGUGGAGUCCCCUGUGAAUGUUGGCCCCAGUUUGUCAUUUUCCCCGCCCUCCCACCAUGCCCAGCAACUCAGUGUCCUGGCCAGGAAGCUGGCAGAGAAGCAGGAUCAGAACGACCAAUACUCCCCAAGUAACCGUUUCAUAUGGAAUCAAGGUAAGUGGUUGCCAAACUCAACCACCACCUGUGGCCUGUCCCCAGAUUCGGCCAUCCUCAAACUGAAAGCUGCAGCCAACGCUGUUCUGCAGGACAAGUCCCUGUCCCGGACAGAGGAGAGUCUGAGGUUUGAGCCCUUCUCCUCCCCGUUCAGCUCCCAGUCCGCCAGCUCCACUUUGGCAGCUUUGUCUAAGAAAGUGAGUGAGAGAAGCCUGACCCCGGGUCAGGAGCACCCACCUCCAGCCAGCUCUUUCCUGUCACUGGCCUCCAUGACCUCCUCUGCAGCCCUUCUGAAAGAAGUGGCCGCCAGGGCCGCGGGUAGCCUCCUGGCUGAGAAGUCAUCCUUACUGCCCGACGACCCUCUACCACUGCCGCCUUCUGAGAAGAAGCCAGAAAAAGUCACCCCACCACCACCACCUCCUCCGCCCGCACAGCCUCAAUCCUUGGAAUUAUUGUUACUUCCAGUUUCCAAGGGCAGAGUCUCCAAGCCCUCCAGUUCAGCCCCAGAAGAAGAGAGCGGGAAGCCUUUCCAGUGUCCAAUAUGUGGUUUGGUUAUAAAAAGGAAGAGUUACUGGAAGCGGCAUAUGGUGAUUCACACAGGUUUAAAAAGUCACCAGUGUCCGCUCUGUCCAUUCCGGUGUGCUCGCAAGGACAAUCUCAAAUCCCACAUGAAGGUUCAUCAGCACCAGGACCGGGGAGAGACCUUUCAGUGCCAGCUGUGCCCCUUCACUUCCUCACGCCACUUCAGCCUGAAACUGCACAUGCGCUGCCAUCAGCACUUCCUGAGGACAGAGGCCAAGGUGAAGGAGGAGAUCCCAGACCCAGAUGUCAAGGGAUCUCCCCACCUCAGUGACAGUGGCUGCCUGGGGCAGCAGAGGGAAGGAGGAGGGACAGAGCUAGUGGGGACCGUGAUGACGUCUAAUACUCCAGAGAGGACUGGCCAGGGUGGGGCUGGCGUUGCACCUUUGCUGGUGAAGGAGGAGCCCAAGGAAGAUAACGGCCUGCCCGCCUCCUUUACCCUGAAUGCUGCCGACAGGCCCGCCAACCACACAAAGCUGAAAGACCCCACCGAGUAUGUGUCCAACAGUGCAGCAGCAUUGUUCAGCCAGGACAUCUCGGUUAAGAUGGCCUCCGAUUUUCUCAUGAAGCUGUCAGCUGCAAACCAGAAGGAGCCAAUGAAUCUUAAUUUUAAAGUGAAGGAGGAGCCCAAGGAAGAGGAGCCCCUAAGCACGCCUUUGCCUCGGUCCAGCUACGUGUUCAGCCCGGAACCGGAAGUGGCGGCCCCUAGCCUCUCCGAGGACCCGCUGACACCCCAAGAAGGCAAGGGGAAUGUGCCGAGGCGGGACAUGUCUGCCAAAGCUGCCUCGGAACUUCUCAUGAAACUCUCAGCGGAAAGCUCCAAGGAAACGCAGGCGGUGAAGGUGAAAGAGGAGCCCAUGGAGGUGGACAUCCAGGACUCGCCGGUCUCCAUGUCACCCGGCCGGAAUGUUGGCUACAGCACUUUAAUGGGGCGAGAGAAAACUGAACCCUUACAGAAGCUUCCAGAAGGUAGAGUUCCCCCGGAGAGAAAUCUCUUCAGCCAGGACAUCUCGGUGAAGAUGGCUUCUGAGCUUCUUUUUCAGCUCUCAGAAAAAGUGAGCAAAGAACACAAUCACACGAAGGAAAACACCAUCCGGACGACCACCAGCCCUUUCUUUUCAGAAGACACGUUUAGACAAUCACCAUUCACCUCCAAUUCUAAAGACCUGCUGCCCGGAGAAGCCGUGCUACAUGGAAGAAUACCAGCUGCAGAGACAGAGAAGAUAGUCCUUGAGGCAGGAAAUGGAUUACCCUCCUGGAAGUUCAAUGACCAGCUCUUUCCGUGCGAUGUGUGUGGGAAAGUGUUCGGCCGACAGCAGACCCUGUCUCGACACCUCUCGCUGCACACGGAGGAAAGAAAAUACAAAUGCCAUUUGUGCCCGUACGCUGCUAAGUGCCGUGCAAAUCUGAACCAGCACCUGACCGUGCACUCUGUGAAGCUGGUGAGUACCGACACCGAGGACAUCGUCAGCGCCGUCACUUCUGAAGGCAGUGACGGGAAGAAACACCCUUACUAUUACAGUUGCCAUGUGUGUGGAUUUGAGACGGAGCUCAAUGUCCAGUUUGUAAGCCACAUGUCCCUCCACGUGGACAAGGAACAGUGGAUGUUUUCCAUUUGCUGCACGGCCUGUGACUUUGUAACCAUGGAGGAAGCAGAGAUAAAGAAUCACAUUGGCACCAAGCACACAGGGGACGACAGGAAGACCCCCAGUGAAUCCAACAGUCCCUCCUCAUCCUCGCUGUCGACUCUGAGUGAUUCGGCCAAUGGCAAAGAUGACUCAGACGGCUCCCAGAGAAGCAAGAGUGGGAACAACGUGCUGGUCAUCUCCGUGGUGCCCGGGAGCCAGCCCUCCCUGAACAGCGAGGAGAAGCCAGAGAAAGGGUUCGAAUGCAUUUUUUGCAACUUUGUCUGCAAGACGAAGAAUAUGUUUGAGCGGCAUCUGCAGAUCCACCUCAUCACCCGGAUGUUUGAGUGUGACGUGUGCCACAAGUUCAUGAAGACCCCCGAGCAGCUGCUGGAGCAUAAGAAAUGCCACACUGUCCCCACCGGUGGGCUCAAGUGCCCGUUCUGCAUUUACUCCACCAACCGCCCUGCUGCCAUGGAGUGCCACCUCAAGACCCACUACAAGAUGGAGUACAAGUGCCGGAUCUGCCAGACAGUGAAGACCAACCAGCUGGAGCUGGAGACGCACACCCGCGAGCAUCGCCUGGGCAACCACUACAAGUGUGACCAGUGCGGCUACCUGUCUAAGACGGCCAACAAGCUCAUCGAGCAUGUGCGUGUGCACACCGGGGAGCGGCCCUUCCACUGUGACCAGUGCAGCUAUAGCUGCAAGCGCAAGGACAAUCUCAAUCUGCACAAGAAGCUGAAGCAUGCCCCCCGCCAGACCUUCAGCUGCGGAGAGUGCCUGUUCAAGACCACACACCCCUUUGUCUUCAGCCGCCAUGUGAAGAAGCACCAGAGUGGAGACAGCCCCGAGGAGGACAAGAAAGGCCUGAGUCCAGCCUCCAGAGAGCCAGCUGGCCCUGGAGCCCCACUCCUGGUUGUGGGGGGUGGCCGGAGUCUCUUGUCCCCUCUGUCAGUCAUGUCAGCCUCGCAGGCUCUGCAGACCGUGGCCUUGUCAGCAGCCCACGGCAGCAGCUCGGAGCCCAACCUGGCACUCAAGGCCUUGGCCUUCAACGGCUCCCCGCUGCGUCUUGACAAAUACCGGAACUCGGAUUUUGCCCAUCUCAUUCCCUUAACAAUGUUGUACCCCAAGAGCCACCUGGAUCUCACAUUCCACCCUCCCCGACCUCAGACUGCGCCUCCCAGCAUCCCCUCACCCAAACACUCCUUCCUUGCCUAUCUUGGACUAAGAGAAAGAGCAGAGACUGUCUGAGGACAGCCACGUUCUGUACCAAAAACCAAGAGACAGACAAGAAAAGACAAAAACCCACAAAACUUAAACACAACCCCAGCAGGUGUAUGUUGCUGCAAAACCUACAGGCCCCAGGGGUCUGGACCAUGUGUACUGUAUAUCUUAGUAAGGAGUAGAAAAUUGGCUCUGUAUGUAUACCUAUUGCAUUGACUUGAAAGCUGCUUUAGCCAAUCUUCAGAGAGGUGUUGCUGCCCACUUCUACCUUCAGAGGCAUGCCUCCCCAGCCAUGACUCCCACUCUCAGCCCUCCUGAGUACUUCUCUCUGAAAGGAAUUUUGUCAUGUUAAACCCUAACGAGAGUGUCCUUAAUAGCAAUCAGCACUUGGAGACUUCUCCACUGGUACAUUGGGUUUCUGUUGGGUGACUGGGGUGUUGUGGACAUUUGUGGAUUGGGAAAGAGAAAGUGUGUGUGUGUGUGUGUGUGUGUGUGUGUGUGUGUGUGUGUGUGUGUGUAUGUGUGUGUGUGUGGUAUGGUGUGUGUGUAUGGUGUGUGCCAUGACAUUUCUAUUGCACAUUCUUUUUGUACCGACCUCUUUGACAGUGAUGAACAUUCUUUCUCUCCCUUCUGGAUUGUUCAUCCACUACAGUCUCCCCACCUCCUUCUCGGCCUUUCUCUCCUUAGUUUAUGGCUACAGAGUGGUAGGGCCUGGUGCUUAGUGGAUGAAGAUCUGCAGGGUGCCGGGAUAUUCCCAGGCUCGAAGCCUGGAGCUCACAUCUCCACUAAGAAAGAUGGAGAGAGCCAGGUAACAGUUCUGUUAAGGAAUGUCUCACAGCUCCGCAGCUGACAUCACAAAACUUGGGUGUUCUGUGUGUGUGCCCACAUGGAGACAAGGUCUUUGGUGAAUGCACACACACACACACACACAUACACACACAGACAGGGAGAGGGAAUGCAUCCUUUUUAAAGGGCAGAAUAUAUAUGUGUGUGUGAUGUAUUGAUUCAGUUGCUAUCAUUGUUUGCAGGAAAAAAAAAAUUGUAUGAGUGGAAAUUUUUGUGGUUGAUAAAUGCAGCCGAGGAGAUUAAAGGGGUUUGGAUCGAUUCUGGGUGUAAAUGCUCAGACUAAAAAGAAACGGCAGCUUUGCACAGGGCGUGGGCCUCGCACUAGUUUUGUUUCUCAUUGGGGGAAAAGGAAUAAGUACAAGAAAAGGAAGGAAUCGUACCUUUUUUAUGGAAGGAGUAGACUGUAUGUUUGAGAUUUUAGCCACGACCUCUUUGACGUAUAAGGAAGGGCACAACAGAAGGUGCUGUUAGUCCUGUGCCUCACUGACGCCCCAGGAGCCCCCCCGUGGGCAGAGCCUCUGGCUGGAGUGUAACCUCCAUGUAUUAGUGACCCCAUAUCCGUUCUGUUAACGCCUAGUAGAUGUAGCCCUGCUAGGAGGCUGACUUUAUACUUAUUUAAAGCUCUUAUUUUACGGUCAUUAAAAUGGCAGUGUAUCGCAGCACUUUAUUGCAGCAGGAAGCAGGUGUGAAUUGGUUGCAUAGCCCUUUGCUUAUCUUAAAAAGUAACGGAUGAUUUAAAAAGGAAAAGAAAAUCUCUGGCUGAAUAUGUUCACUGCUUGUAUUUGUAAGACAGCAGAAUUUCCAGUAUGCAACAGGUUGAAAGAGCGGGAAGAAAUGUGCUUUGUAUGAAAAUGAGAAGUUUGGAAUCUGAAAGUUUCUCUGUUAUUUAUCGGAGGAAGAACUGGUGUCCAGGAGGAAUGCUUUCUCACUGUUGCUCUUUUCCCUCACUGUAGUAUCCUCGGUGGGACAGUGCCCACUUUCCUUGUUCCUUACUUUAACUAGGGGGAAUAAAAGCAUCCUGAUCUCUUCCUGUAGGCGGGAUUGCUUCACUGAUUAGUGCAGUUGGACAGAAAGCCAGAAGACUGUACAUCUCCACAGCAUUGGCUCCCCAUCCCCUCUCAGCCUCCCUCUCGAAAACCUAGCAGGUCUCUUUCCCUCCCCGCCCCGUCGUCCAGCCAUAGGUGAGGAGCCUGAUUAGGACCCUGGCAAAACAAGUUUACACUACGGAGAUUUCCACAAAGGCAAGGAGACCAACCAGCUAGCCCAGGAAGGCCCCAGAGCCUCAGUCGAUCUCCUGCGUAGACCUUUGCUCUUGGCCUUGUGUGAAACGUCGUUCAACUCGCCAUGUCGCUAUCUCGGUAAAAGACACUCUAGACACUUCUGGACAAUAUGCCCCCAAGGUCACUGGGUUUAUGGGUGGGUUUGUUGUUUUUUUAUUUGCUUUUGUUUUUUGUUUUAAAGUCAUGUUUUUAUCCCCAUUUAAUGGAGAAUGUGCCACUUGGCUAAUAAAUGUGUUUUCAAAACUUUAGGUUCAGUGACAACAGUACAGGGCCACAGGGGUCCCCCGGAGUGGGCAGAAAGGUGACUCCCACAGAAGCACCCACAGGUUAAGAACCUGAAUAGGUGACCCUGAAAACGCGGACCCUGGGUUUUACAGCAUGCCACUUGUGCAAUAAGAGGUCUUCAGGUGGGAGCUUGGGAGAGCGGAAGGGGAGGUGGGUGGAGACGUUUCUGCUCAAAUGCCAUGCAUUUCACUGCUUGCCACUGAACCUGUGUUUGAAUGACUUAGUGAUGCUUAAUGUAAUUGGGCAACUUUUUUAGCACUUUGGAAAGAGUCAUCAAUCUUUCUGGUAAAUUAUAAAGUUUUCUGAGUGAGAAAACGUGUGUUUGCAGUUUGUUUGACUUUUUAUAUUAUUGUUGUUAUUAAUAAAGAAGAAAAUCUACAGCAUUUUUCAGAAUCCACCUAGAUAAAAUGUGCCCCUGAAUCUGGCUUGCUGAUUGAUACCCAGGGAAGGAUGUAUUCCGUAGAUAUCCUUCCCGUGAAAAACACUAACACCUUUGAGACACUCGCCUAGCAGCUGACUUCAGUUCGGUUUUCACUCUGCAUCCUCCCAUGGAAGCUGGCCUGGUUUUCCACGGAGUGAUGCAGUUAGGGUCCCUCAGCACUUUCCUCUCCUUUUUUUUAAACUCCUCAUAUUAUGUUCAGAUGAUCAUGCUGUCAAGGUUUGUGUACACGACUGAGAUUUGUAUUGUAUAAAGCUUUUGCAUUCAAGGCUGUACAGGGUCAUUUUGACAGUAACUGGUAUUCUCCUUUGCAUCUUACGUUGCAUUGCCGAUUUCUAGUGUAUCCAGUUUGGAAGUAUAAUAACUCUAAUU